This is a messenger RNA of Octodon degus (degu), 2337 nucleotides long. It is a transcript of the gene Kat2a, whose product is annotated as lysine acetyltransferase 2A. Gene Ontology annotation, molecular function: histone H3 acetyltransferase activity; protein binding. Gene Ontology annotation, biological process: chromatin remodeling; positive regulation of transcription by RNA polymerase II. The annotation marks the transcript as partial. Gene Ontology annotation, cellular component: histone acetyltransferase complex; nucleus. Lineage: Eukaryota; Metazoa; Chordata; Mammalia; Rodentia; Octodontidae. The record is from RefSeq and is a predicted model, not a curated record. The transcript is spliced from 18 exons.
CGGCCGGGGCUCAGCCAGCAGCAGCGUGCCAGCCAGCGCAAGGCGCAGGUCCGCGCUUUGCCGCGCGCCAAGAAGCUGGAGAAGCUAGGUGUCUUCUCCGCCUGCAAGGCCAACGAGACCUGCAAGUGCAAUGGCUGGAAGAACCCGAAGCCGCCCACCGCGCCCCGCAUGGACCUGCAGCAGCCGGCUGCCAACCUGGGCGAAUUGUGCCGAAGCUGCGAGCACCCCCUGGCUGACCAUGUGUCUCACCUGGAGAAUGUGUCUGAGGACGAGAUCAACCGGCUGCUGGGCAUGGUGGUGGACGUGGAGAACCUGUUCAUGUCUGUGCACAAGGAGGAAGACACGGACACCAAGCAGGUGUAUUUUUACCUCUUCAAGCUCCUGCGGAAAUGCAUCUUGCAGAUGACCCGGCCCGUGGUGGAGGGGUCACUGGGCAGCCCUCCAUUUGAGAAGCCUAACAUUGAGCAGGGUGUGCUCAACUUCGUGCAGUACAAGUUUAGCCACCUGGCUCCCCGGGAGCGCCAGACCAUGUUUGAGCUCUCAAAGAUGUUCCUGCUCUGCCUUAACUACUGGAAGCUGGAGACGCCCGCCCAGUUCCGGCAGAGGUCUCAGUCAGAGGAUGUGGCCACCUACAAGGUCAACUACACCAGGUGGCUGUGUUACUGCCACGUGCCCCAGAGCUGUGACAGCCUCCCUCGAUAUGAGACCACCCAUGUCUUCGGGCGCAGCCUGCUGCGGUCCAUCUUCACUGUCACACGUCGGCAGCUGCUGGAAAAGUUCCGUGUGGAGAAGGACAAGCUGGUGCCUGAGAAGAGGACCCUCAUCCUCACCCACUUCCCAAAGUUCCUGUCCAUGCUGGAGGAGGAGAUCUAUGGGGCAAACUCACCCAUCUGGGAGUCAGGCUUCACCAUGCCACCAUCGGAGGGCACACAACUGGUGCCCAGGCCAGCCACGGUCAGCGCAGCAGUGGUUCCCAGCACCCCAAUCUUUAGCCCCACCAUGGGAGGGGGCAGCAACAGCUCCCUGAGUCUAGAUGCCACGGGCGCUGAGCCCAUGCCAGGAGAAAAGAGGAAGCUACCAGAGAACCUGACGCUGGAGGAUGCUAAACGGCUUCGUGUGAUGGGUGACAUCCCCAUGGAGCUGGUCAAUGAGGUCAUGCUGACCAUUACCGACCCCGCCGCCAUGCUGGGCCCCGAGACCAGCCUGCUGUCAGCCAAUGCUGCACGAGAUGAGACAGCCCGCCUGGAAGAGCGGCGCGGCAUCAUCGAGUUCCAUGUCAUCGGCAACUCCUUGGCGCCCAAGGCCAACCGGCGGGUGCUGCUGUGGCUCGUGGGGCUGCAGAAUGUCUUCUCCCAUCAGCUGCCUCGCAUGCCCAAGGAAUACAUCGCCCGCCUCGUGUUCGACCCGAAGCACAAGACGCUGGCCCUGAUCAAGGACGGCCGUGUCAUCGGUGGGAUCUGCUUCCGCAUGUUCCCCACCCAGGGUUUCACUGAAAUUGUCUUCUGCGCCGUCACCUCCAACGAGCAGGUCAAGGGCUACGGCACGCACCUGAUGAACCACCUGAAGGAGUACCACAUCAAGCACGGCAUCCUCUACUUCCUCACCUACGCCGACGAGUACGCCAUCGGCUACUUCAAGAAGCAGGGCUUCUCCAAGGACAUCAAGGUCCCCAAGAGCCGCUACCUGGGCUACAUCAAGGACUACGAGGGAGCAACGCUAAUGGAGUGUGAGCUGAACCCCCGCAUCCCCUACACGGAGCUGUCCCACAUCAUCAAGAAGCAGAAGGAGAUCAUCAAGAAGCUGAUCGAGCGCAAGCAGGCCCAGAUCCGCAAGGUCUACCCCGGGCUGAGCUGCUUCAAGGAGGGCGUGCGGCAGAUCCCGGUGGAGAGCGUCCCCGGCAUCCGAGAGACGGGCUGGAAGCCCCUGGGGAAGGAAAAGGGCAAGGAACUCAAGGACCCUGACCAGCUGUACACGACCCUCAAAAACCUGCUGGCCCAGAUCAAGUCACACCCCAGCGCGUGGCCCUUCAUGGAGCCUGUGAAGAAGUCUGAGGCCCCCGAUUACUACGAGGUCAUCCGUUUCCCCAUCGACCUGAAGACCAUGACCGAUCGGCUUCGUAGCCGCUACUACGUAACCCGCAAGCUCUUCGUGGCUGACCUGCAGCGGGUCAUUGCCAACUGCCGCGAGUACAACCCGCCGGACAGCGAGUACUGCCGCUGCGCCAGCGCGCUGGAGAAGUUCUUCUACUUCAAGCUCAAGGAGGGCGGGCUCAUCGACAAGUAGCCCCUGCCCCACCUGGGGGAUGAACUCUGUCCGGCCCUGGUGGCCCAGACCCAG